AUGGAACUGAUAUUAUUAGGCAUUGGUGGUAUUCUCGGCUCUGGUGUAUAUGUACUCACUGGUAGCGUUGCCAAGGACAUUGCCGGGCCAGCUGUUACAAUUUCGUACAUGAUCGCAUGUUUUCCGACACUUCUAGCUGCAAUCUGUUUUGCGGAAUUCAGCGUUAGGAUUCCUCAGACAGGAUCGGCAUAUAUAUACACGUAUGUGACAAUAGGAGAAGUGUGGGCAUUCGUUGUAGGGUGGAUUUUCACUCUAGAUAUAUGUGUUGGAAAUGCGGCAUCAGUACGCACCAUUAGUGGUUACAUAGACGAGCUGAUUGGAUCUAAAAUACGAAACUUUACACUUGAGUACAUAGCUGGUGGACCAAUUAACCACCCUCCGUUUUCACAAUAUCCCGAUUUGUGUGCAUUAUUUGUGGUGAUCAUGAUAACAAUCAUAUUAGCCAUGGGGAUCAGCAUUUCCGUGAAAAUUACCUCCUUAUUUACCUGUGUUAGUCUCUGUGUUAUGUUGUUUAUUUCAUGUAUGGGCUUUUAUCUUUCGGAUAUAAAGAAUUGGAAGACAGAGGGUGGAUUUGCACCUUACGGAUUUUCUGGAAUUAUAUCUGGAGCGGUAUCGUGUGUUUACUCCUACACAGGCUUCGAUGUAAUUACCACAGCUAGUGAAGAAACCAGGAAUCCAACUAAAAGUGUACCGAUAGCUAUAUGUGUAUCCCUUGUAGUUGUAAUGCUGGUAUAUGUAACGGUUUCUGUUACGUUAACACUCAUGGUACCAUACUACGAUAUUCAACCAGAUGCAUCAUUUGCGGCUGUUUUUCAACAACACGGAUUUGUUUGGGCGAAAUACACUGUAGGAAUUGGUGCUGUGUGUGGAGUUGGUAUUUCAGUAUUUAUAAAUACAAUUUGUAUUUCCAGGAUUAUUUAUGUGAUGGCUGUGGAUGGUCUUCUUUUCCCUGCUUUGGCCAGAAUUGAACAGUGUAACCAAGUCCCAGUAGUUGCAACAGUGACGUGCAGUGCUUUCAGCGCAAUGCUAGCUGUUUUCUUAGACACGGAUUUUCUAGUGAAAUGUAAAUCAGUCGGUUGUCUAGCGGGUUAUAUAAUUACAUCAGCGUGUGUAUUAAUUCUACGGUAUCGACCUAUAAGAAACAACGACUCUAUAACUGAGAAUGGUUCUAUAGCUGCAGCACAUGAAGACAACCCUUUGCUGGGACAAACCACUUCAUCCUGCACUGCGGCCGAUAGAGCACUCAACUACGUGCUUUCUGUUGGUGUUUUUAAACAUAUUACACACGGUAAGCUUCCUGGAUUGGCUAUUCUUCUGAUGACGAUAUUUAUGUUGACUUUAUCAGCUGUUAUCAACUUCGGCACCGAUUCUUGGAACCCUUGGGCCAUAUGUAUUGCAAUUGUAUUGGGAUUGGCUGUGAUUAUCUGCUUCACUGUAAUAUCUAUGCACAAACAAGAAGGAACACGACUCAAAUUCCAGGUAGGUUCACGAAAUACUACGACCUAG
Molecule: messenger RNA, 1506 nt
Organism: Saccoglossus kowalevskii
Lineage: Eukaryota; Metazoa; Hemichordata; Enteropneusta; Harrimaniidae
Product: cationic amino acid transporter 4-like
Biological process (GO): transmembrane transport; amino acid transport
Cellular component (GO): plasma membrane
Molecular function (GO): amino acid transmembrane transporter activity
Source: RefSeq, a predicted model, not a curated record